UGUGCAUCCCCCUCCCCAGACCUACACUCGCCCACUUUCGCAACUGCCGAUCGACCGAUCUCGCUCAUGCACUUCUGCACUGCUGCAAGGUUUCUUGGCGGCUUGGUGGACAAUAUGACGAACUGUGCGACACGAGACGAGAGCACCAUCCUGGUCGUUGGCUGGCCUUCCGUUGAUUGUGCCACAUCGAGAGUCAUCGCAGCCCGUCCCGUUUGCACCAGCUUUGACGUGAUCUCAUCUACACUAGUUCUCUGCGCCAGACGACCAUCCACCAAUGCGACAGGGGAGAUGGGCAACCUUUGCUUCUGCCCGCCUACCAACUGCCUGCUUGCGAUUGGUCAUUCUGCCUUGCUUUGGCCUUGCCAAAGCCACCCUUCCCUCAACUCUUACGUACGGGCGAGCACAGAGGACAUGGAUAGUGCAAGAGUGGCUGCUAGGAUGCAAGAUAGCUGCCGCCUGGUAGGACCCUCCCUCUCUCGUCACUCUCACGAUCCAUUGGCUAGCCGACAUACAUGUGCCCUAGCGAGUUCGGUAAGGUGAGGCAGGUUGGACAAUGGUGGCCAAGAUAUCUUUUGUUCUCCCUCGAGCCGUCGUACCCGUCCCGGCAGAGAGCGAAUGCUGAGUUAACUGGUCCACGUCCUCGCUUGUCCUAGGAGGGGAAGCCUGCUGCCGCUAUACCCACCAAGCUGCGGCGUUCGGGUGCUUUCUCCAGGAAGGCGGACGUAGAAAGUCUCCCGAGACCCUACAGACGUCAGACCUACCCAAGACUGGCUACACUUGCUAUAAGAAUCCUCUUUGGCAU
This is a messenger RNA of Colletotrichum navitas, 802 nucleotides long. RefSeq lists its product as uncharacterized. The record is from RefSeq and is a predicted model, not a curated record. The coding region runs from base 67 to 540 and encodes 157 amino acids. NCBI's taxonomy places the organism in Eukaryota, Fungi, Ascomycota, Sordariomycetes, Glomerellales, Glomerellaceae. The transcript has a single exon.